GCGAGAGAGGUUAUAAUUAAUUAAGAUGUGACAUAUUACAUGUAUAUAGUACGCUUGAAACUGUUAUACGCUUUAAUAAAGAUAAAUGCUUAUACGUUAAGUCAACUUUCUGUCUAUUUCUUGCUUUAAAGAUCGAAAUAAACGACGUUCGAAGUAAUUGGUAUGAGUUUCCUUUUUGACUUCAUACGGAACGUGUUUUUGACAAUGUUACAAUUAAUUUGGUUUAGUAAACGAAAAGUAACAAAUUUGUUAAGUAUAUAUGUGAAAACAAAUACGGGACGCACAAUUGCCGUCGAUUUAGAUCCAAAAUGGGACAUAAAAAAUGUAAAAGAAAUAAUAGCAUCACGAAUGGGAAUAUCACCUGAAGAUAUAAAAAUAAUAUUUGCAGGUAAAGAACUCCAUAAUUCAACAAUAAUAGAGGAGUGUGAUUUAGGCCAACAAAGUAUCUUACAUGCGAUUCGGACUCAGUCCCACAAGCUUAAUAAAAGCAGGGACACAACAGCUACCAUCGAAGAAUUAUCAGAAUCAUCUGAAUUAAAUGAGAGCGGUGGGAAACCAAUGAAUGAAACUCUUACAGAUUUACCUUUUGAUGAAUCAGAUACGCAAGAAAAUUCAUCCUUGGAAGAGAAAAAAGAGAAUAGAGCUCAUUUUUUUGUAUAUUGUUCAACACCAUGCAGAGCUGUCACGGUUGGAAAAUUGCGGGUAAAAUGUGCAACCUGCAACAGUGGAGCAGUUACUGUAGACAGAGAUCCUCAAAGCUGGCUAGAUGUAUUACAACCACAGAGAAUAACUGUUCACUGUGAAAAUGAUUUUUGUACUGCACCUAAAUUGAUUUCUGAUGAUACAGAAUCUCAAGUUCUGUAUGCACGUUUCUAUUUUAAAUGUGGAAAACAUGCUAGUCUAGGGGAAGAAGAUGAAGCUGUUCCUCUUUAUCUUGUCAAACCAAAUUUAAGGAAGAUACCUUGUCUCGCAUGUACAGAUAUUGGAGACAUGGUGUUAGUUUUCCCGUGUGAGGCAGGCCAUGUAACUUGCCUUGACUGCUUCAGAGAUUAUUGCUCAGUUCGUUUAAGAGAACGUCAAUUUCAGUUUGAUGAAACUAGAGGAUAUUAUACUCUGCCAUGUCCAGCAGGAUGCCCAGAUUCUUUUAUACCAGAGGUCCAUCAUUUUCACCUCCUGACUCCAGAACAGUAUGAACAAUACCAAAGAUUUAGUACAGAAGAAUAUGUUUUACGUGCUGGUGGACUUUUGUGUCCAAGACCAGAUUGUGGUAUGGGUAUUAUACCAGCAUCUCCAGAUGAUGGCAGUAACGACGAAUGCAGAAGAAUUCAAUGCAUUGGUGGUUGUGGGUAUGUCUUUUGUAGAAGAUGUUUACAAGGUUUCCAUCUAGGGGAGUGUGAAUUGCAACCAUCUGAAUCUCUCAAUGGACCACAGAAAUCUGGAUAUUCUGUUGAUCCUGAAAGAGCUAAAGAUGCAAAAUGGGAUGAAGCUAGUAAAAAAACUAUACAAAUUUCAACGAAACCGUGCCCGAAAUGUAGGACACCAACAGAAAGAGAUGGUGGAUGUAUGCACAUGGUUUGCACCAGAGCAGGAUGUGGUUAUCAUUGGUGUUGGGUGUGUCAGACCGAAUGGAAUAGAGAUUGCAUGGGCAAUCAUUGGUUCGGUUAAUGUAUAAUCUUGUGUACAAUUAUCUUCAGUUUGUAUAAAUGUAUAGAAGUUUAAAAAAAUUUCAUUAAGAAGUAGAUAUUAUUUAUGAUAUUAUGUGCAAAGGAAUUGGAUAGGAUCUGGAUACUUCCUGAAAUGAAAAAUAUUUUAAUAUAUACAUUUUCAGUGUACCAUUUUGUAAUUAUAUAAAUCAUUGAUUUAUUAAAAUUUUUUGUAAUUGUAAAUUGUCGCUACGAUCAAAUUAAAUUAUUUCCUGUACACGUACAGUUACAAGUUUAUAUUUGUAUAUAAACUUUUAGAAAGUUCUUACGAACAAAAUGUGAAAGUGCCUUCAUUGCUUUCAGUGUAAAAAAGAGAAGCUGAAUAGGUAUGAGCAUCUGUCUAUGAAUAAAUUAUUGUACAUCUAUGAGCAAA
Messenger RNA from Megachile rotundata (alfalfa leafcutting bee), 2076 nucleotides. RefSeq names its product E3 ubiquitin-protein ligase parkin (gene park). Gene Ontology annotation, molecular function: protein binding; zinc ion binding; ubiquitin-protein transferase activity. NCBI's taxonomy places the organism in Eukaryota, Metazoa, Arthropoda, Insecta, Hymenoptera, Megachilidae. Gene Ontology annotation, biological process: protein ubiquitination. The record is from RefSeq and is a predicted model, not a curated record. Gene Ontology annotation, cellular component: mitochondrion; cytosol.